This is a messenger RNA of Ictidomys tridecemlineatus (thirteen-lined ground squirrel), 8828 nucleotides long. It is a transcript of the gene Slc4a8, whose product is annotated as solute carrier family 4 member 8. Gene Ontology annotation, cellular component: plasma membrane. Gene Ontology annotation, biological process: monoatomic anion transport; transmembrane transport; bicarbonate transport. NCBI's taxonomy places the organism in Eukaryota, Metazoa, Chordata, Mammalia, Rodentia, Sciuridae. The record is from RefSeq and is a predicted model, not a curated record. Gene Ontology annotation, molecular function: sodium:bicarbonate symporter activity; monoatomic anion transmembrane transporter activity; solute:inorganic anion antiporter activity.
CUCCUCAUCCUGUGCCCACCCUCCUUUCUUCUGCCCCCAAGCCCGGGCUCCCUGGGCCACUCCCUAAGGACGAGGGGAGGCCAGCUCGGGACAGCAGGGGGCGCUCCGGGCGAUUGGGGAUCACGCCGUGGCUGCUUGAGAGGAUGACCUUGGGCCGAACCGGGAGCCGGCCCAUCUCUGCUGCAUCCCUUGCACAGCCGAGGAGCCCUGGCGGCUGGCGGGCGGUGACCUCUGUUCUCGGGUCUUCGGGGUGGGAGACGCCCCCUUCUGACCUCUCAUUGUCCUGAGGAACAUGGACGAAAGGAGACCAGAUGAAGAAGCUGUUGUAGAUCAGGGUGGGACCAGUACAGUUCUCAAUAUUCACUAUGAGAAAGAAGAACUGGAAGGUCACAGAACUCUGUAUGUGGGGGUUCGGAUGCCACUGGGCCGGCAGAGCCAUCGGCACCACCGCACCCAUGGCCAGAAGCACCGAAGACGAGGGCGGGGCAAAGGAGCCAGCCAGGGGGAGGAGGGCCUGGAAGCUCUAGCCCAUGACACACCAUCUCAGCGUGUUCAAUUCAUUCUUGGCACUGAGGAAGAUGAGGAGCAUGUACCUCAUGAGCUAUUCACAGAGCUGGAUGAGAUCUGUAUGAAAGAGGGAGAAGAUGCUGAAUGGAAGGAGACAGCCAGGUGGCUGAAGUUUGAAGAAGAUGUUGAGGAUGGGGGAGAGCGCUGGAGCAAGCCUUAUGUGGCAACCCUCUCAUUGCACAGUCUCUUUGAGCUAAGGAGCUGCCUCAUCAAUGGAACUGUCCUUUUGGAUAUGCGUGCAAAUAGCAUAGAAGAAAUUUCAGACCUGAUACUGGACCAGCAAGAACUGUUCAGUGACCUAAAUGAUAGCAUGAGGGUUAAAGUGCGGGAAGCCCUUCUCAAAAAGCAUCAUCAUCAGAAUGAAAAGAAGAGAAACAACCUUAUUCCUAUUGUUCGCUCUUUUGCUGAAGUUGGCAAGAAGCAGUCUGAUCCACAUUCAAUGGAUAAAAAUGGUCAAACUUUAUCUCCUCAGUCUGUUCCAGCUACAAAUCUUGAAGUGAAAAAUGGAGUGAAUUGUGAACACAGUCCUGUAGAUUUAAGCAAGGUGGACCUUCAUUUUAUGAAAAAAAUUCCCAGUGGGGCAGAGGCCUCAAAUGUCCUGGUUGGAGAGGUGGAUACUUUGGACCGGCCCAUCGUUGCCUUUGUGAGGCUGUCUCCCGCUGUUCUUCUCUCAGGCCUGACAGAAGUGCCAAUCCCAACAAGAUUUUUGUUUAUCUUAUUGGGCCCAGUAGGGAAAGGUCAGCAGUACCAUGAAAUUGGCAGAUCCAUGGCCACCAUCAUGACAGAUGAGAUUUUUCACGAUGUGGCAUAUAAGGCAAAAGAGCGAGAUGAUCUCCUAGCAGGGAUUGAUGAGUUCCUAGACCAGGUGACGGUGCUUCCUCCAGGGGAAUGGGACCCCUCCAUUAGAAUUGAACCACCUAAAAAUGUCCCUUCACAGGAGAAAAGGAAAAUGCCUGGAGUUCCAAAUGGAAAUGUUUGCCACAUAGAACCAGAACCACACGGGGGUCAUAGUGGACCAGAACUGCAGCGUACUGGGCGGCUAUUUGGGGGCUUGGUGCUGGACAUCAAGCGGAAGGCCCCCUGGUACUGGAGCGACUACAGGGAUGCACUCAGCUUACAGUGUCUGGCCUCCUUUCUGUUCCUGUAUUGUGCCUGCAUGUCACCUGUCAUCACCUUUGGGGGAUUGCUUGGAGAAGCCACUGAGGGACGCAUAAGUGCAAUUGAAUCCUUAUUUGGAGCCUCCAUGACUGGGAUUGCCUAUUCCUUGUUUGCAGGACAGCCCCUUACCAUCUUAGGAAGUACGGGGCCCGUUCUUGUGUUUGAAAAGAUUUUAUUCAAAUUCUGCAAAGACUACACCCUUUCAUACCUCUCCCUUCGAGCUUGUAUCGGACUGUGGACCGCCUUCCUGUGUAUUGUCCUUGUGGCAACUGAUGCCAGUUCUCUUGUUUGCUACAUUACCCGCUUCACUGAAGAAGCAUUUGCCUCCCUGAUUUGCAUUAUUUUCAUCUAUGAAGCUAUAGAAAAGCUGAUUCACCUGGCAGAGACCUACCCUAUCCACAUGCACAGCCAGCUGGACCACCUUAGCCUCUAUUACUGUAGGUGUACUCUCCCAGAGAAUCCAAACAAUCACACCCUGCAGUACUGGAAGGACCACAACAUUGUGACAGCAGAAGUGCACUGGGAUAACCUGACUGUCAGUGAAUGCCAAGAAAUGCAUGGAGAGUUCAUGGGAUCUGCAUGUGGCCAUCAUGGACCCUACACUCCUGAUGUGCUCUUUUGGUCCUGUAUUCUCUUCUUCACCACCUUCAUCCUCUCAAGCACAUUAAAGACAUUUAAGACAAGCCGCUAUUUCCCAACCAGAGUACGCUCCAUGGUGAGUGACUUUGCCGUUUUCCUCACAAUCUUCACAAUGGUGAUUAUUGAUUUUUUGAUUGGAGUCCCAUCACCAAAGCUUCAAGUUCCCAGUGUGUUCAAGCCUACAAGGGAUGAUAGAGGAUGGUUUAUCAGUCCCAUUGGCCCUAAUCCCUGGUGGACUGUGAUAGCUGCAAUUAUCCCAGCUCUUCUCUGCACUAUCUUGAUAUUCAUGGAUCAGCAGAUCACAGCUGUCAUCAUUAACAGGAAGGAACAUAAGCUCAAGAAAGGCUGUGGCUACCACCUGGAUCUGCUGAUGGUGGCCAUAAUGCUGGGUGUCUGCUCCAUCAUGGGCCUACCCUGGUUUGUGGCUGCAACUGUCCUGUCCAUCACACAUGUGAACAGCCUCAAGCUGGAAUCUGAGUGCUCUGCUCCGGGAGAACAGCCGAAGUUCUUGGGCAUCCGAGAGCAGAGAGUGACAGGCCUUAUGAUCUUUGUGCUGAUGGGCUGCUCCGUCUUCAUGACCACUGUCUUAAAGUUUAUUCCAAUGCCUGUACUCUAUGGAGUUUUUCUCUACAUGGGAGUUUCUUCGCUACAAGGAAUUCAGUUCUUUGAUCGUCUGAAGCUCUUUGGGAUGCCGGCAAAGCACCAGCCAGAUUUUAUUUACCUGCGUCAUGUGCCACUGCGCAAAGUGCACCUCUUCACCCUCAUCCAGCUGACCUGCCUCGUCCUGCUCUGGGUCAUCAAGGCAUCACCAGCUGCCAUUGUUUUCCCAAUGAUGGUUUUGGCCUUGGUCUUUGUCAGGAAAGUCAUGGAUCUCUGCUUCUCUAAGCGAGAGCUGAGCUGGUUAGAUGAUCUCAUGCCUGAAAGCAAAAAGAAGAAGUUGGAUGAUGCCAAAAAGAAGGCCAAGGAGGAAGAGGAGGCUGAGAAAAUGUUAGAAAUUGGGGGAGACAAGUUCCCUCUUGAAAGCAGGAAGUUACUAAGUAGUCCUGCAAAGAACAACAGUUUCAGAUGUGACCCCUCUGAGAUUAAUAUAUCUGAUGAAAUGCCUAAAACCACGGUCUGGAAAGCUCUCAGUAUGAAUUCUGGAACCACAAAGGAAAAAAGUCUCUUCAACUAAGAGUCUUUGCUGGGAUAGAAGAUUUGGGCCAUGAGGUGCCUCAGGGAAGUUCUGGUUACAGAGAAAAUGGUGAGUCCCUCAGAGAAGAAGCAAGACCAAGUCUGGCCCUAUCCUUGGUCAUCUCAAAGCCAUGCCGAAGCAUUCAGUUAUUCUUGGUGUGCAUUGGAGGCCAUCCAGCCAUCCCCAUACCAGCAGCCAGUCACCAGAUGUGAACGUGGAAGCAGAAGGCCACCUCCUAUUGGUAGUCCUCUUUCUUCUUUCUCUUCAGAACUGCCACCAUUAAAGACCCAGCUUCUCAUUUUUCAGACAUUUUCUCUGAAACUCUCUGCUGGCCUGCUGAGCCACGUGGAUCCAUUCUGCCAUUGAGGAGUCGUGCAUUGAGGUCCCUCUUCCUAAAGGAUGAGGUGGGGGAGUAGCAGGAGAACAGAGAGAAAGGGGAAACUUCCUUAGUCAUGUUGGUAUCUGCAGGCUCCUAGGAAGCCCUGGGCCUUAGUUUGAUUGCGUACCCUAGGUGGGGGGGAUGCUGGUCAGACCCAGUCAAGAGGUCUGCUACUAGGACGGUCAACGCCCUAGAUAUUGGCAGUACUCACCACUUCAGUCAGGAAGACAUUUCUGUCCUGGGGGGGAUCAACUCAGUGAGACCCUUGGAAGAUACAAAAGCCAAGGGGUAUAUUAGAGUUGCUUAGCUUAUUUAGGUAAAGGUUUAGUGGAAAAUCAGUAAUGACAAGUAAGAAUGAGAAUCUUCUCUUGGUUUUCAUUGAGGAUAGAGUAAGAGAAUGAGUUGAAUUGCUAUGAAAGAAAUUAGUGUAGAUGCCAGGAAGGACUUCCAAUUCUGAAGAUUGGUCAGUGUCUCCCUUCCAGAUAUCUAGGAAAGAUUUGAUAACAGUUGUUUGUGAGUAGAAAAGGAGGUAUGAUGUUUUUAUUGGCCAUUUUGUGAUACUAUUUGACAUCUCUUGAGGAUACAUUCUGAUUCCAUCCUGGAGAGAUCCAAGUGCUUUUGUACUGUCUUCUUAGCUGCCUUAGUAGUGAACCAUCAUCAGCUCAAUGGACCAAAUUCACCUUCAGCCACGUGGUUAUUUCAUCCAUGGGUGUCUUUCAGUUGACAAAAAGUUAUGACUCUCAGACAUAAAAAGCUACACUGGGAAAUGAACUGUAAGUGAAGUUAGUUUUAGAAUGUAGUUUAAACUACUUUUGCAUUUUUUCUCUUCUUUGUUGCAAUGAAUGUCAAGGGUCUAAGUGCCCAUGCAUAUAGACCUUCCCUGCCUUUGUGCACAGAAUGUGACCAGCCAGCCCAUUAGCACCCAGAAAACCCAAGACUCUCAAUUUUCCAUCCUGGAAAAUCUUUGUACAGUGGGAAGAUCCCCUAGUGUGCUGUCCUUUUAUAGGUGAAGAGUUGGCUGCAUCACUUUGUUGAGUGUUGCAUUCUUUAGACUCUUAAAAUAUAUUAAGGUAUUCUAGUCUUAUUGUAAUGACCUUUGAUUGAUGUCAAAGGAACCCUGCAUUUUCCCCAUAUUUCCCUAUCUCUUAAGACCACAGUUAUUUUAAUGCAGAGACAAUUUUCAAGAUAUUUAACAACUGGUACAGGACAGACACCAACCACUUGGAACAGGUACCUGCUAUGAACAAACACUAUGAUUGCACCAGUGCCUAUUGGCUGAAUGUCACACUGCUUUCAAAUAUUAAAAUGGCAUCCCACUAAAUUGUAGAGUUCCUAGUUUGUCUGAUUUGUAUUCACAAGGCCGUUCUAGGACAGCCUUGGCUUUCUUUCACGUGGUGCAGACAGGAUCAGGCAUGUUUCUUUAAAAUAUAUGGGCAUUAAAAUCUUUGUGAGCCAAAGCUUCACAUUUUAUUACUUUAGGACAAAUCUAAUCAUUGUACCCCCUUUUCCCAUUUCUUGCCAGCUUUCCCACAUCACUCUCUGGCUACUUUCUUGCAUUUCUCUUUUCCAUUGUUUUAGUUCCUUGAGAAUGUGCACCUUUUCUUGCUUCAUCUUGCCCACCCCCCACAUUAUCCAGCCACACUUUUGCAUAGGAGGUUGGCAACUUCUGUUUCCCUAGCCUCAGUGCACCCAUUGCACUGGGAAGAAUCCAUUGUGGAACAAAACCAGUGAUAGUGUCAUCAGAAAAAUAUGUUUCCUAACACACUGCUACCUUGUGUAUGCUAAGUUGCCUGAGGAUAAGGAGACCUGCCUUUGUUAACCCUGUGCAGUGCAGUUUCAGGAUCACAUGUAGCCUUUGAGUUCUCCCCAGCCAGAGUCUCCCAGAUCACUAUACCUUAGGAACAUUAGGCACUUUGGAAGGCUGUGCCCACCCUUUUAGGUCAUUAGAUUUUUCUUCUCAAACAGUAGUCAGCCUCAUUUCUGUUGUACCCAAUGGUAGGAACCAUUCCCUACUCUUACUCUCUCCACUCUCCCAGGUCUUACCACUCAGCCUCAGUCCUGGCUGCUUUAAGGGUGCUUGAAAGCUGAGACAGUAAAAGGGGGAAGAACUUGAAUGACAUCUUACUUGGCUUAAAUUUGUGGUUGGUGAUCAUGGUAGCAAUAGUCAUACUGGCAGCAUUUAGGGGCAAGAAACUGGGAGAGGCAGUGAAACAGCAGCAGUGUGUAUGCGUGUGCACAUAGUGACAAACAGGACAGACUGUAGCUGCAGGUUUUCAUCGCUACUCUUAAGCAUUUUGUGCACCUGGCUGUUAGAAAAUUGAAAAAAUGCGGUCAUUCUCCCAUCUAGGGAAUUCUCAUUUGAGCUCCUUUGAUAAAAUAGCUGAAGGACAAAUACAGGCAGAUUAAUCUAUGAAGAAAGGUGUUUGAAGUUCAAUAAAGGAGAAACUGAUUUAGAAGUAGAAAGAAAGACAGGUUGUUAGGUGUUUCUCAGGCCCACAGUUGCUUUCAUGAUGAGAGGAAAAUUCAAGAACGGUUGAAAUUGUUGGCACACCCUGACAGGCUAGUGGUGUCGUAGGAAGGGAAGGAGGCCAGGGAUUUAAGAAAAUGAUGGUAAGUGGAGUUUGGUUCUAAGUGGGCAGUUUGCUUUCUGGUCAUGACUCUUAAGGAACUUAAGAGUUGGUCUACAGAGAGGGCAAAGACCAGCAGAAAUGUACUGUAAAAUUGCCAAAUAUGUUUGAUUGCAUAAAACACAGAUUGACUCUUUGUGGCUAGAUAUGAUUUCCAACUUCUGAAGGAUUGUUGAGAGAUAAUGGUCUUUACAACAUGCAGCUCCUCUCCUCAACUCUUGCUCAUAAAAACUUGGGGGUAGAGGACAAGUGAACCAUAUUGUUCCAAAAGACAAUGUGAAUAGUCAUUAUUUCUCUUUGUCUGGUUUGUGACUGGCUUUUAAGUUAGUUAUUAGUGUUUGAUAAAAAUCUGGCAUAUGCUAAGAAUCCAGCUUGGUUGCUAGCUCAGGUUAUGAGAGCUGUGACCUUCAAGAGGUCUCUAGUGUUGGGGAAUCUGUGGUUUCUGGUCAUCCACAAAGGACAGUUUUUAAUUCUACUUUAUUUUCUGCCUACUCAACUCUCCACACUUCCCUCUUAGUAGAGGAAUCAAUAAUCUUCCCUGCAUCUGCUCUGUUGAUUUUGUUGUCCAUGUUCUGUAUCUCAAGUUUUCCUGAAGCAUAGGAACAGGUUUGAUGCCAGAACCCCCCUUUUUAAAAAAUCAGAAUGAGAAACACUACCCACUAUGCUCUCUCUGCCACUUUAUCAAAGUCUCUGAAGUUCUUUUGCAAGAGAGACAGCUCCUCCUCCUAAGACUUUUAAACAAUCAUUUUUGCAAGUUUGUCACUACAUUUUUCCUCACAUUUCUCAGGUUCCUAAGCUACAUCCUAGCAGGCCAACCAGGAACCCUGCAUUGAAUGUUCCCAGCCUUCUUGACUUUUUUCUGGUGGUAGCCUUUGGGCCUCCUUUGAGCAGGCCCUGGCUAGCCAAGUAAGAUGUCAUUCAAGUUCUUCCCCUUUUACUAUCUCAGCUUUCAAGCACCCUUAACUCUUCCCUCCUACCUUUUCCUCAGUAUUUCAAGUUCUCUUGGGAGGGAAGAAGUUCUUGAUCAAAAGUCCCAAAACCACUACCAGUUUGGGGUAGAUAGAGGAAUAAGGAGGUCAAUCAGUGCUGGGCUUCUUGGAAAGGGGACUGUAUGGUUAUGUUCUUAUUUUUUGGUGAGGGACUGAGGACUCUCAAGCCCUCAGGCUCAUCCAUAUUUUAGUGUAAAAAGAAAAAGACAUUCCAAAGCCAAGUAGAAGUGAUUUUUCUACUAAAUCUAUUCUUUAUGACUCUUGCUGUCCCUGGUCUCCUAACAUUAAUUAUAGAGAAUGGGCGGUUGACUCAGUUACAUUUUUUUUUGUCAGAAAGGAAGGUAAUUUUCAUAACCAAAAGAAGUGUGAAGUAACUAUAUCACUGCUUGAAGUGUGAAAAGAGGAAAGGAGUGUUACGUGAACCUUUCCAGUGGAAAAUUCAGGAAGUUGAAUGAUUCAUCCAUAGGCAUAAUUCUUUUAGAAGAUUCUGUGCUCAAAGGGAAUGGAAUGGUUUCUGACCCUUCUGAAGAGAUAAAGAAUAACAUUUUUUCUUAAAUUUAACCCACUUUCAGCAUGGGGAAUACAGAACUUUUUCUUCUAGCUGAUGACAUUAAUAUUUCUUGAGAAGAGGGAGAACCCACCCACGGCACAUUUCUGAGCCCAGCAGAAAUCAGCAAGCUUGGGCUUCGCUUAGCAGGUUUGCGGAUGACUUCAACAUGCAGGUUUUUCACAUGUGCAAUAACGCUGGAAACAGAAGCACCAAACUGAAUGUGCAAUUACUCCUUUUGUAUAAGAAGCCAAAAUCCUCCUCCUCCCCUUCUCCCAUAUUCAUUCCUCUGGGAUAAUAAGUCUCCCUCUUGUUUCUCUGUGUCUGUCUGUCUGAUUGGUUAGAAACGGCUGCCCUUCCAAGCUAAAUAGGGUCCGGUGGAGAGUAGAGCAACCUUCCCUUGCAAGGGGACAACUUGAGGUGCUGGUACAUUUCUCUUGUUUUCUAUGUUGUUCUUUCUAGUAGGUCCCAUGUAGAGAUAGAGCUAUUUUUGUUUUAGAGAUUCCAAAGUAUAUAUUUUUAGUGUAAGAAAUGUACCCUCUCCACACUCCAUGGUGUAAAUAGAACUGGGAAUAAAUGUGUCAUUGUGAUAAUCCCAUAGCAAUUUGUGGUAGGAACAAGACUCCUUUUCCAAUCUGUGUCUGUGACCUAGGGCAGGUAAUUGUGAUACUGCAUCUCCUAGACCUCUGCCUGCCCAGGCUUGUGUAUACUCACCUCAACGGUGAAAAUAAAAUCUGUAGAAACUGUG